Naegleria gruberi is the source of this 1326-nucleotide messenger RNA. RefSeq names its product cyclin B1-like protein. Gene Ontology annotation, biological process: regulation of cyclin-dependent protein serine/threonine kinase activity; mitotic cell cycle phase transition. Gene Ontology annotation, molecular function: cyclin-dependent protein serine/threonine kinase regulator activity. The transcript has a single exon. Gene Ontology annotation, cellular component: cytoplasm; cyclin-dependent protein kinase holoenzyme complex; nucleus. NCBI's taxonomy places the organism in Eukaryota, Heterolobosea, Eutetramitea, Acrasida, Naegleriidae. The record is from RefSeq and is a predicted model, not a curated record. Bases 1 to 1326 code for a protein of 441 amino acids.
AUGAUGUACCAAAGAUCCCACUCUUUGGUGCUUGAUGAAAAUACCAAUCCUAUCACCAUUGCCGACAAGGACCCUAUCAAACCAAUUUCCAUCCAUCCAACUAAAGCCCCUAUUAAAAAAUCCAUUAAAGAUGACAAUUCAUCAGUUAGGACUGCUCUUUCUACCAUCAUGGCUCGUGUUAAGAAUUUGAGAAAACGACCUGGUGAUGAGAAGAGAGUUGAACUCAAGAGACAAACUAGUGACUAUAUUACCACUUCCACUCAUUAUAAUACUGUAAAUAAUCAAGAGAAUAGAGAUCCACAACAACAAGAACAAUCACUCAAUACAUCCACCACCUCCUCAACAGCAAUAAUUGAACAGGAACAACAACCACCAUCCAUUUCCAAAUCAUUGUCCACAUCAUCCCUUCCAACAAGUACUUUAUCUACUACUAGUAGUGUGAGUGAGGAAUCCAAACCUACCACACCUCAAAAGAAGACUACAGACGAAUUGACUUCUCCUGGUAUUGAUAAAGCAGAUUCUGAAGAUCCUCAGUCUUGUAUCGAAUAUGUUAAAGAUAUUCAUUCACAUUAUAAGAAGAUUGAAAACAAAUAUAGAGCAGAUCCAGCUUACUUGUCGAGACAACCUUUCAUGAGACACAAGCAUAGAUUCACCAUUGUGAAUUGGAUGAUUGAAGUUCAUCAAAAGUUUAGACUCAGUACUCCAACAAUGUAUUUGGCUGUAGAUCUUUUAGAUCGUUUCCUUUCGAAGAAUGACAUUAAUUUGAAUCAUCUUCAAUUAUUGGGAGCUACCUGUAUAUUUGUUGCUUCAAAGUAUGAAGAUCUUCAAUAUCCACUUUCUUCAGAAUUGGUUAAGAUUUCAAUGAAUUUAUUUACUAAGGAAGAUGUUCUGAAAAUGGAAAGACUCUUGCUGAGAGAUUUGGAUUUCAAUAUCACAGUUGCUACAGUAUAUCCAUUCCUUAAGAGAUAUCUCAAAUGUGCUAGAUGUGACUUUAAUCAAUUAGCUCUUGCCUAUUACUUAUCAGAAUUGUCAUUGUUAGAAGAGGCCUCUCUUUACUAUCCUCCAUCUCAAAUUGCUAGUGCAUGCAUUUACGUUGCAGGAAGACUUUGUAAUAAGAAGGAUAGUUGGGAUAGUGUUUUACAAUACUAUACUGGUUAUUCUGAACAAGAUAUUGAGGCAUGUGCUAGUGUAAUUGUUAAAAUUGCCAAAAAGUACAAUACUAAUGAGAUUAAGACUUGUACAAGAUCAAAAUACUCUCAAGAAGAAAAGGCCAAGGUUGCUUGGAUAGUAAUGUCAUACUUUAACAAUAGAUCCAAAAAGGAUUAG